AUGGCCGCCGUUAAUGUAUAUCACACAAGUGUAACAACAGAUAAUCUUAGUCGUAAUGAUAUUCUACAAUGGAUAAAUACAGCACUUGAAGCUAAUUUUAUUAAAAUUGAAGAUCUUUGUACCGGCGCUGCUUAUUGCCAGUUUAUGGAAAUGAUGUUUCCAGGAGCUAUCGGUACACGAUCAAAACGGGUUAAAUGGAAUACAAAACUUGAACAUGAAUAUAUUAACAAUUUCAAAGUACUUCAAGAAUAUUUUAAAGCGUUAACAGUCGAUAAGAUUGUACCAGUUGAAAAAUUAGUCAAAGGAAAAUUCCAAGAUAAUUUUGAAUUUGUUCAAUGGUUUAAAAAAUUCUUUGAUGCUAAUUACACUGCUGCACAUGAUUAUGAUCCAGUAGCUGCUCGAGAUGGACAGCCAAUGGGUAACGGUAAGACAAGCAGUACUGCCAGUUCAGGUAUUCGGGCACCACCUGUCUCUCGACCGGCACCAGUACGAGCGGCUCCACCACCACCACCACCACCAGCCGCAAGAGCACCAGUUGCCACUAAACCAAUGCAACAACAUCAACAAAAAGUUUCUCCAUCGACUUAUCGUCCUGUCGGAGGUGCACACCAUGCUGAUCCUCAUCAUGGUGCACAUAGUAAUGAAACUAUUCGAUUACAACAUGAAAUUGAUACAUUACAAGAAAUGAUUCAACAACAUGCAUCGCAAAUAGCUGGCCUCGAAAAAGAACGAGACUUUUAUUAUCAAAAAUUACGUGAUGUAGAGGUUAUUUGCCAAGAGCCAGAAUGUGAAUCAGUGCCACAAGUGCAGAAAAUUCUCGAAAUUCUUUAUGCUACAGAAGAGGGUUUCGCUCAACCUGAUCAAGAGAAUGGCGCUGCUGAUUUAGAUGAUGCUAACGGGUUGACUGUUGGUAAUCAUGAUAAUGGCUCUGCUCUUGUGGCUGGCGACGAUGAUACAUAUUAA
Molecule: messenger RNA, 963 nt
Organism: Rotaria socialis
Lineage: Eukaryota; Metazoa; Rotifera; Eurotatoria; Philodinida; Philodinidae
Source: the annotation of a GenBank genome assembly